CCUCUUCCUAGUGAGUAACAGCAUGGCUUUCCAGUUGUAUUUCUAUUCCAUGGCCUUUUAGCAGUCUUUCCUACUGUUUUCUUAUCACCUGUUCUCCACAUGCCAGAGGCACUGUGCGUUUCUGUGCUUCUCAUCCUCCCACAGAACUUUCAGGGUUGCUUUUGGACUUGAAAGCAGUGAACUUUCUGGAAGGGAUAGUGAAGGGAUUUCAAAGAGUAGAACUGUCUCCCUUGAAGAAAUUUACAAGUCUUGCACACAUAAACUCGCUUUAAGAAUUUUCUGAUGUAGUUCUUAAGCAUGAGAAUGUCUUCAUGCUAGUUACCUGAGUCACUAUAUGCAUUCAGAAAAAUAUAUUGAACUUUGGAGGCAUUUGUAAUAGGUGUAUGUAAUAUUUUUAGCAUAUGUUCUGAGUUACCUCUCCUUGCAAAACCUCACAGUUAAUUACUUCUUGGUUCCUAAGGCUUUAAUUUACAAACCAAAAGGAAGGCUAUGAAAAAAAUCAACAAAAAGAUUAUUAAUAGAUAAAAGAUGUCUAUGGCAGUAUGCCUUUUUAUCUCCUGAAACAAUAGCAAAUUCUUCAUCAGCAGAUUUAUCUAUGAGGGUGUGGUUUCAUGGGCAUGGAUUUAGUCCUUGCAAAUGCCAGUAUGGGCUCACUGAACAGAAAAUCAAAAAAUUUCAACUUUUGACUUAAAAGAAGAAACUUAGCAGCUGUUUCAGUUUCUUAGUGUCAAAGCAUAGAUGUGUUCAGGCUUAGGGGGUAAUAGCAAACCAAAUUACUGUAUGUAUCAUUCAGUUAAUAAAAAAAAAAUUGUGAGUUAAGGAGUGAUUGCAAAUUUCUACCAUUUCUACCAAAAAUGAAUUGUUGUAUAGGACCUAAAAUGGGUCUAUGUAUUGUUAGAGUUAUUGUUAUGGUUCUGUGUGUUGUUAGAGCAUUGUGGCUAGAAACUGUGUUAUCUGUCUGGACAUACAGUGAUUUCUAUAAUAAAUACUUUAAAUAAUAUGUAAUUUAAUAAUGUAAAUAUUCUUAAAGCAUUUGUGUUCUGUUCAACAAAAAACUAGGGGAAGAAUAAUGAUCUUGGUUUUACUAGGUAGAUUGACUGUGGAAUUCUCUUGUGUCAGACGAAUGUCAUAGGUGGGUCUUUGGGCUGUGAACAAUUCCUGAUUCGGCCAGCCUGGCCUGAGAAGCCAGCAAGUCAAUAAAUGAUACUCUGGAAAAGCCAGAUAAGAGAUGUCCUUAGUUGUGUGCUGUGUCAGAGGAAUGGCAAUGUUAUCUCACAGUGCCAGGAUAAGGUACCAUUUUUCCAGCAAGCAGGAAGAAGCUGUUUUAGGAGACUUCAUCUUGAAAGCUCUGCUAAAGCAGAAGGAAGGGUGGAAGGGGAGGAGACUGCCAGUUCCGGAGCUCUCCUUGUAAUGCAGGGAAUGAGGAGAAGAAAAAACCAUGGGCAGCUCCACUUGAAAUUACUCGAAAUGUUCACUCACUAUUCAGGUGGCCGUGGUUCUUGGCGACUUCUGCAUAAUGCAGGUGUGUCGCUGUCUCCAGGCUCAGUUGAAGACAUUGCUCAUGUGGUGGUUCUUAGGCCAGAUGCAGGGAAAAUGGGUUUCUUGAGAGAAAGAUCUUUCUCAGAUUUCUCCAGUGCUUUUCACAUGCUGAGUCCUUUCAAGCAAUUCUUCCACGAGGUGGCACCGUUCCCUGGGAGAGGCUGCUGCGCUGCCUGGGGUCAAAGGGCUCAGGGAUGCUUCCGGGCAGAACCCACUUCAGGAGCUUUCUGAAAAUGGCUGUACUUUUCCACUGAAAAUGGACGAUGAUGAUGACAUCCCCCAGCUUUCAUCCCAUACGUUGGCUGCCCUCCAGGAGUUCUAUUUGGAGCAGCAGCAGAGAGAAGGCAUGAAGACCUCCCAAGGGUUUAAUCAAUAUUCCAUUGGCUCAAUAGAAGAAGACUGGCAACUGAGCCAGUUUUGGUACAGUGAUGAAACUGCAUCGUGCCUGGCUAAGGAAGCAGUUCUGGCAGCUGGAAAAGGUGGCAGGAUAGCAUGUGUCAGUGCACCGAGUGUGUACCAGAAACUGAAAGAACAGGACGGUGAAGGUUUUUCUGUGUGUAUACUGGAGUAUGACAGAAGGUUUUCAGUGUAUGGAGAAGAAUUUAUCUUCUAUGAUUACAACCACCCUUUGGACUUACCUGAAAAUGUCCUGCCACACAGUUUUGACAUUGUAAUAGCUGAUCCACCCUAUCUAUCUGAGGAAUGUCUUCAAAAGACUGCAGAGACCAUCAAAUAUCUAACAAAAGGAAAGAUUCUGCUUUGUACAGGUGCAGUCAUGGAGGAACAGGCAGCAAAGCAUCUUGAUGUGAAGAUGUGCAAGUUUAUUCCAAAACACUCACGAAAUUUAGCCAAUGAAUUUCGAUGUUAUGUGAACUAUGCUUCUGGACUGGACUGAUUCUCCUAAGAUCAUCUACAGAUCUACAACAAGUCAAGCUUCUUUCUGUUUUUUAUCAGUUACACCACAUUUCUCAGAGCUGGAAUAUCCAUCUCUGAGUACUGUUUUCUGGGAUAUCUGGAAUCAACACAGUGUGAUAGCCUCUCUCUUUUAAAUGAGUAAGCAUUUGCAGUUACCGUGUUUUAUAUUAGGAAAAUGCAGACCAAGCAAUGCAAGUGCUGGAUAAUGGGAACUUCUCUGUUAGAGUUUUUCAUUUUAACUGGUAGCUUUUACCAUUUGAGGACACAUCAGUGAGCUCUUAGAAGUGAUUUUAGCUUAUAGCAACACAUAGGUGUUUGCCUUGCAGGCAUCAGAGUCAUCAUUGCCAAAGAAUUUGAUACUUCAUGUUCCUUACAUCUUGACCCAUACAUGUUCCUUAAAUCUUGAACCAUAAUGGCUCUGAUUAAGUGUAGUGCCUGCUUUUUAAUAAUUUCAAUAUCAAACUAAAGAGGAUCUACAGGUAUGUCAAGUUUAUAGUUAUAAGAAUGUUUUUUUUUCAGUUGUCUGGUUUUAUCUUUUUCUCCUGUUCUACAGACACCAGCAGAGCAGUAGAAUAGAAGCAUCUUAAAAAUCAUUGAAUCUUACAAGGCCACUGAGGAAUAACAUAUUGAUAAAUUCCCACUGUUUCAAAUAGAAAAGUGUUAGAUUUAUAUUCAAGGUUUGGAUUAUACGUCAGUCAAAAUAGAUGAUACAUUGGAAAAACUUUGCAUAAGUAGAGAUUUUUGAUAAUUGGAAAUUUUAAAGCCAGUUUUGACUAACCUUUUAACUACACUACUAAAGUAUUUUUGGGUGAAAGUUCAUAAGUUUCAAGGCACUCAACACUUAUAAUCUCUAAAAACACUCUACAAAACACAAGCACUUGUCUUUGUAUGUCGCACCGUGUAAAGGCUAACCAAAAUGCUGCAUCUACAAACUGAAUCACAUAAAAUCAAGUACAAAAUUUAUUUUGUGGUGGGAGUAAACCUAAUUAAGCUUGUGAUAAGAGACUUUUUAUAAGGCAGUUUCUGCUGUUUGGAUGCAGAUUUUCCCAUCUAGUGGAGUAAACAGCUGAGCAGAAAUAAUAUAGAUGGAUUAUAAUCCUCCCUCAGAGAGGCACUCAGAGAAUGGUGCUGUCUGAGCUGGACACAACUGUGGUUCAUAAAUAUCCACCCAAGCCACUGUAGCUCUCCUCCCCAUUUUCCAAGAGAUCUGUUUGCUUCCCAAGGGUUUGCCCUCCUCGUAUUUUAUACCUGCUACUUCUUUGCUGCAUGUAGUGUUCCAUGGUAGCAGUUUUCUUCUUCUUUGACAUGCCUUGGUUUCUGUCAGAGUGGUCACAGGUGGUGUUAAAAUGAGGGAAGUGCAGCAGAGGAAGUGCUCACAGGGAGAACAGGCACUGGCCUCUCCUUUCUGCUCUGUGAGCCCAGGGCCCAUACAGUCUUGCCUUUCAAACCAGAUGCCAUCCUUGCUGCUGAGCCAGAACUCCCCUGGAAAUGACUGUCCACAGGUGAAAUACAGCUGGGUUUAGUUGUUUUCCAGGAGGCUACACCAUCACUUUUAUGUGGCCAGGUUGAAAAUAAAGCAAAUCACAAUGGUAACUGCAUAGCUGCUGGCACUAAGCUGUACUUUAAACUGGUUUAUUACCUCGGUGUCUUCACACCAAGCAGAUGGAGACAAUGAAGUAACUCGUGAAACUUUGUUUUUAACUACACAGAGGCUUCAAGUGGGACAGGUAUGAUUGCUGGAAGGGAUGAUACUGUUCCCCUGCCACCCACCUAAAUUAGAAUGUGCUGUUCAAAUCAAAGCCUCACCUGCUUUGCUGCUUGGCUCACUUCAUUUUGGUAAAUGUGUUAUUGGACUCCCCAUAGCAAGAGUUAAAAGUCAACUUGGCUAACUUCAUCAGAGGUAUUUCUUAAAAAGUGCACCAUUCAGUUGUACCAAGAAGUUCACUUCCAAGAAAAUCACUGCUGCUUCUCACAUGUAGGUCAGACCGCUUUGAAAAGGGGCACUGUGAAGAUGCAUAGUUAUGGAACUGAGGGUGCAUGAAAAUCUGUGCAGAUGCAUUCAACACAGCAGCCCAUUGUCCACCAGCUUUCCUCUUAAAAGCCUGGAGAGUGCAGGCAGCUGCCCAAGCAGAGCUUUAACAGCCUUCAUCAGUGAUGGGAGGUAAACUCUUUUUGUCAUACUUGAUUCCAAAUAGCUGUUUCUGAGAAGGGUACAAGUCACAAAUAUCCAUAGUGAAUUUGUAUUUUGUGCCAGUGUAGUAAGUUUAAGAAAUAGUAUGUGACAGCAAAACCCUCUUUUCUUCUGUAACAGGAUUGUGAAUAAAAAUAUCAGUGUCAAGUAGUGAUUGACU
Poecile atricapillus (Black-capped chickadee) is the source of this 4805-nucleotide messenger RNA. RefSeq names its product EEF1A lysine methyltransferase 1 (gene EEF1AKMT1). Lineage: Eukaryota; Metazoa; Chordata; Aves; Passeriformes; Paridae. Gene Ontology annotation, biological process: methylation. The transcript has 5 exons. Gene Ontology annotation, molecular function: protein-lysine N-methyltransferase activity; nucleic acid binding. Bases 1796 to 2434 code for a protein of 212 amino acids. The record is from RefSeq and is a predicted model, not a curated record.